Molecule: messenger RNA, 672 nt
Organism: Cordyceps fumosorosea ARSEF 2679
Lineage: Eukaryota; Fungi; Ascomycota; Sordariomycetes; Hypocreales; Cordycipitaceae
Product: Dcp1-like decapping
Exons: 1
Coding region: 1-672 (223 amino acids)
Biological process (GO): deadenylation-dependent decapping of nuclear-transcribed mRNA; deadenylation-independent decapping of nuclear-transcribed mRNA; positive regulation of catalytic activity
Cellular component (GO): P-body
Molecular function (GO): enzyme activator activity; mRNA binding
Source: RefSeq, a predicted model, not a curated record
AUGAGCCGCCCAACGCCACGCAAGGGCCGCGGCCACAAGCGCCAGUCCUCCAACCUCAUCCCCGCCGUGUCCGACUACGAGUCCGACGCCGCCGCCGCCGCCGCCGCCGCCACCGCCGCCGGGACCACCGCCCGGACCAGCCAGUACGCGCCACCCCCCCUGCGCACCAACACCGAGAUCAACCUCUCCGUGCUGCGGCGCUACGUGCCCUCCAUCCGCGCCAUCCUCAGCAUCGCCGCCAACGCCGUCGUCUAUACCUUUGCCGGCGAGUCCUGGGACAAGUCCGGCGUCGAGGGCACCCUGUUCGUCUGCAGCCAGGACUCCCCCGACGACAGCACGCCGCGCGCCUGCGUCUUCGUCCUGAACCGCCGCGGCCUCGGCAACGUCAUCGUCGACCUGGCGCACGUCAGUGACGUCGAGGUCACCGCGGAGCUGGUCAUCCUGCGCGUCCAGGACGGCGGGGAGCGCGUGCUGGGGUUUUGGAUGCACAACGAUCGAGCAGAGACGAGGCAGGUCAACGCGGCCAUGAUACAGGAGUGCUGGACGCUGGUGCGGGCUGCGGGCGCGGUGGAACAUCAGCGGCAAGACGCCGGGCCGGCGAUGCAGGCUAUCGGGAGGCCUCUUACGAUGAAUGAGCUGUUUGGGAGUCAGGCGGUCACCCAGGGACAUUAG